GUCAAAAUGUUUCUUUUCUCUUGGACAUCAAGAAGAAACAAACAGAAAGUUUUAUCAUGAUAAUGAAGAGCUGCAGGUAAAUGUUUUAGGACGUUCAGCAAAACUGGAAUGUAACUGGAAUGUAACCUGUCAAGUUGUGAUCCUACAACAUUCAGCCACUGUUACUCCCACUUCUGAGUAACAUCAGAUCAGUAAGCAACUGAUCAUCAACAACAUGGCCGAGACGUUUUACGUUAAAUUAUUUCUGUUAAUAUUUUUUCUUCUGUCUGUUUCUGGAUCAGAUCCAGAGGUUUCCUGUGUUUUCAGGCAGAGCUGCAUGUUACCCUGCAGGAUCCAGCUUGGUUCUGAUCCACUCAUCCACUGGAUCAAACUGCCAGGUGAAACGCUUCGGGUUCACUCCUACUAUGAUGGCAGAGAUCAGCUGGGUCACCAGAACCAGAACUUUCAGAACCGGACCUCCCUGUUCCUGGAUCAGAUCUCUGGAGGAAACGCCUCCCUGCUGCUGAAGGAGGUGAAGAUUCAGGAUGAGGGGAGAUAUAAAUGUUACACCAGCACCACCAGCACAGGUUAUAAAGAAUCAUUUAUAAACCUGAAGGCUGAAGCUCCAGGUUCUGACAUCAGAAUCCAUCAGGAUGGAAACAGAACCACCUGCAGCUCAGAGGGGAUCUACCCUCAACCUGAACUCACCUGGUCCACUGAGCCUCCAUCCAACACGACUCUGCAGAACAGAACCACAGUCCAUCAGACUGAGGAGAAGCUUUAUGACAUCAGCAGCUCUCUGAUUGAUCCAGACGGUUCUGAUCGGAUCUACAGCUGCACCAUCAGAACCAGGAGCAACCAGAGGAGAGCAACUUAUAAAAAACCAGGAACUUUACAUCAAGAAGAACAAGAAGAAAUACGCUGGUGGCUGAUUGGUCUGAUUGCAGCAGUGGUCAUACUAAUCAUAGGAGGGAUUGUCGGGUUUGUGCAUAAAAGAUGUAAAAAGAGUAAAAAUGAAUCACAAUCAGCAUCAGGUGGAAAUCCUCAAAGCAAAGAGGAGACGGAGAUGGAUCAUUUAAACAGUAACACAAAUGGACCUGCCAGUGAACAAGAAUCUAGAAAACAGGAAAAUAAAAAAGAUUCUGACUCUAAUGAACCCAAAGAGAUGGAGCCAUUGAAAAAACAGGACUGAGUCCAGAUGUGCUGCAGCUGUGAUGGGGAGGAGCCUAACGGAAGAAAAGCAGAGAAAAAUGACUGGAAACCAGAAAACAAGACAAACAGGAGGCAGAAAAACCAGAAAACAAGAAAAUGAUCCAAAACAUAAAGAAUCAACUGAACUGAAAAUGACAGAACUGAAGAUCAAGCAGAGAGUUAAUAAAACUUUCAUUAAGAUUUUCAUUUACUUUGAAGGAAAAGAGACAAAAGCUGCAGGUUAAGAUCAUUAUUUCAUGUUGAGGUGCUUCAUGUUUUUCUGCCUUCAAUAUGAAUUUUAAUAACAACAAAGUGUUAAACUGCUUCAAUAACUCAAAAGUUUUUUACUUGCACAGUAUAUUUAUAACUUUAGUUGUCUUUUAAAAUGGGAAUUAUGACACAUAAAUAGGAUUAAAAAGAAACAAAAAGGUAAUAAUCUAUAAAACUUUUAUUUUAGAGGUUUUAUAGAUUAAAUGUUUUUGAUGAAGGAAAUGUUUGAUAAAAUGUGGUUUGCUGCAUAAAGAUGAUGCUGAACUGGAUUAUGGGAAACCUUUUUUCUGAACAUUUAUUGCAGCUAAACAUAAUAAUAGAUUCUUAUUAUUAUGCUACUUCUGGUUUAUGGUGUUUUUCUAAUUUACACGUUGCUUUGAAAUUAAAUGAGCCACAAAGACGAAGUUAUAAUUUGAAAUUACAUUUGUAAAUAUGCAACUGUUGUUUCAUUAUGAAUGAGUUUAUGUUGAUUUAUUGUUGCAUUUUUACAUCCAUC
Messenger RNA from Poeciliopsis prolifica (blackstripe livebearer), 1936 nucleotides. Its product is annotated as CD276 antigen-like. Gene Ontology annotation, biological process: immune response; positive regulation of T cell proliferation; cellular response to lipopolysaccharide. Gene Ontology annotation, cellular component: external side of plasma membrane. The transcript has 6 exons. The coding region runs from base 215 to 1171 and encodes 318 amino acids. Lineage: Eukaryota; Metazoa; Chordata; Actinopteri; Cyprinodontiformes; Poeciliidae. The record is from RefSeq and is a predicted model, not a curated record.